AUGCCCCACAUCACCGAGGCGCCGCUGAGGCUCAGCAAUGCCAACCUCGCACAGUUCUCGCAGGCCGAGACAACACCUGAUUACGACCGCACAAAGUUGAAGCAUGGUAUUGUCCACGUUGGUGUAGGUGGUUUCCACCGCGCACAUCUUGCUGUCUACGUCGACCGCCUCCUCUCCAAAUUUUCGGCCAACGAGUGGUCAAUAUGCGGUGUUGGGCUCACUCCCUUCGAUGCCUCCAUGCGAGACGCACUAGGGCCCCAAGACCAUCUCUACACCGUCAUCGAGCGCUCUGCUCGGGGAAGCUCCGCACACAUUAUCGGCUCAAUUUCCGAUUACAUUUUCGCACCCGGCAACGAGGAGGCCGUGAUUGCGAAGAUGGCUGAUAAGGACACCCACAUCGUAUCUUUGACGAUCACUGAGUCAGGUUACUACUACAACGAAAACACACACGAGCUCGAUGUCUCAGACCCGAACAUCCAGUUUGAUCUCACUGGUGAUGGACCACCCCGCACAACCUACGGAUAUCUCACUGCCGCGCUUGCGAGGCGUUACAAGGCUGGCCUGAAGCCCUUCACUGUCAUGUCUUGCGACAACAUGCAGAAGAACGGCUCAAUCAGCCGUAACAUGCUUCUCGCAUUCGCCCGUCUCAAGGAGCCGAACAUGGCUGCAUGGCUAUCCGAGAACGGAGCUUUCCCCAACAGCAUGGUUGACAGGAUCACUCCACGAACAGUCGAUGAGGACAAGCAGGGCCUAAAGCAGCAGUUUGGUAUCGAGGACGCUUGGCCUGUCGUUACCGAGCCUUUCAUGCAGUGGGUGCUCGAAGACAACUUCAGCGAUGGACGACCGCAAUUCGAGGAUGUCGGCGUGCAGGUUGUACCUACCGUCAGAGACGUGGAGCAGUUCGAGCUGAUGAAGCUGCGACUCCUGAACGGUGGUCACGUUGCUAUGGGAUACCUUGCCUCCCUCGCAGGAUUCACCUACGUCCACGAAGUUAUCGCCGACCCGCUCUUCUCCCAAUAUCUCAACGACCUGUGGUACGAAGAGGUCAAGCCUCUCCUGCCCUCCAUUCCCGGUGUUGAUGUCGACGAGUACAUUCAGACGCUCCACUCGCGUUUCUCGAACCCCACUCUCAAGGACGAGGUCGCCCGUAUCUGCCUCGGCGGGUCCGGAAAGAUGCCUCAGUUCAUCCUCCCCUCCAUCGCUGAGCAGAUCGAAUCCCGUGGCCCCAUCGGCCGCCUUACACUUUGCGUCGCCGCUUGGUUCCGCUACCUCAGUGGCAUUGAUGAGAACGGCAAGACCUACAAGAUCGACGACCCCAUGGCCAAGGAACUCCAAGCCCUUGCCCGUGAGGGUGGUGCGAGCCCCAACGCCCUCCUCGGCGUGCAGACCCUCUUCGGUGACGACCUUCGCUACGAUGGUCGUUUCGUGCGUGAGAUCACCAUGGCCAUGCGCACGCUCGACCGAAGAGGCGCUCGCAAGACACUCGAGAAACCCACGUCGCAGACCGCGACACAGCUCACGGCGUCCGUGGGGUGGAGGAUGUAA
Messenger RNA from Paraphaeosphaeria sporulosa, 1545 nucleotides. RefSeq lists its product as uncharacterized. Gene Ontology annotation, molecular function: mannitol dehydrogenase activity. The coding region runs from base 1 to 1545 and encodes 514 amino acids. The transcript has 3 exons. The record is from RefSeq and is a predicted model, not a curated record. NCBI's taxonomy places the organism in Eukaryota, Fungi, Ascomycota, Dothideomycetes, Pleosporales, Didymosphaeriaceae.